Messenger RNA from Phragmites australis (common reed), 1932 nucleotides. RefSeq names its product beta-glucosidase 29-like. Gene Ontology annotation, biological process: carbohydrate metabolic process. The transcript has 8 exons. Bases 96 to 1610 code for a protein of 504 amino acids. Gene Ontology annotation, molecular function: beta-glucosidase activity. NCBI's taxonomy places the organism in Eukaryota, Viridiplantae, Streptophyta, Magnoliopsida, Poales, Poaceae. The record is from RefSeq and is a predicted model, not a curated record.
CAAACACACUCUAUAAGUUAAGCGCUUGGAACUGAAAGUGUUGCGUCGAUCCAGCUCCGGUAGUAAUCUGGAACCAUCCCAAUUCCAGUCCUGAAAUGGGUCUCGGAACUGGAAUGGGAAAGCGGAUUCUCUCUGCUUUGCUUCUCGCAGCUCUAUUGUGCAACGGCGCUCACGCAUCGUUCAGCAGGCACAGCUUCCCCAAGGACUUCGUCUUCGGCACCGGCUCCGCGUCGUACCAGUACGAGGGCGCCUACAAGGAAGGAGGCAAAGGCCCUAGCGUAUGGGACACCUUCAGCCACAUUCCAGGUAAAAUUUUGAACAACGAUACUGGCGAUGUAGCAGAUGACUUUUAUCAUCGGUACAAGGAGGAUGUGAAGCUCUUGAAGGACAUGAACCUGGAUGCCUUCCGGUUCUCCAUUGCCUGGACCAGGAUCCUGCCAACUGGGUCCCUGAGCGGAGGAAUCAACAAGGAAGGGGUCGCUUUUUACAACAACUUGAUCAAUGAGGUCAUAGCAAAUGGGCUGAAACCAUUCGUCACAAUAUUCCACUGGGACACGCCCCAGGCCCUGGAGAGCAAGUAUGGAGGCUUCCUCAGUGAAAACAUCAUUAAGGACUACGCGGACUUCGCCGAGGUGUGCUUCCGGGAGUUCGGCGACCGUGUCAAGUUCUGGACCACGUUCAACGAGCCAUGGACGUACGCGUCGCUGGGGUACGGCACGGGCGCCCACGCCCCGGGUCGGUGCUCGCCGCACGUCUCCAAGUCCUGCACCCCCGGCGACUCCGGCCGCGAGCCUUACAUCGUCACGCACCACAUCCUCCUCGCCCACGCCGAGGCCGUGCGGCUGUACCGCGCCAAGUACCAGCAUGCGCAGCGGGGGCAGAUCGGCAUCACGGCGGUGUCGCACUGGUUCGUGCCCAACAGCGACACGCUCGCCGACAGGCGCGCCGUGCAGCGCAGCCUGGACUUCAUGUUCGGCUGGUUCCUAGACCCCAUCGUGCACGGCGACUACCCGGGCACCAUGAGGGCGUGGCUCGGCGCGCGGCUGCCGAGGUUCACGCCCGAGCAGGUGAAGAUGUUGAAGGGCUCCUACGACUUCAUCGGCGUCAACUACUACACCUCCUAUUUCACCACCGACAUCCCGCCGCCGAACGCGCUCGAGCAGUCCUACAACGGCGACAUCCGCGCCAACACGUCCGGGUUCCGCAACGGCGUGCCCAUCGGCCCGACGGAGUUCGUGCCCAUCUUCUUCAACACUCCGGCGGGGCUCCGCGAGCUCCUGCUCUACACCAACCGGCGGUACAACAACCCGGUCAUCUACGUCACAGAGAACGGCAUCGCCGAGGCGAACAACAAGAGCAUCCCGAUCAAGGAGGCGCUCAAGGACGGGCACAGGAUCGAGUUCCACUCCAAGCACCUGCAGUUCGUGAAGCACGCCAUCAGGAACGGCGUGAACGUGAAGGGCUACUUCACGUGGACGUUCAUGGACUGCUUCGAGUGGGGGGACGGCUACCUGGACCGCUUCGGCCUCAUCUACAUCGACCGCCUCAACGGCCUCAAGCGCUACCGCAAGCAGUCCACCUACUGGAUCGAGAGCUUCCUCAAGCGAUAGAUGCAUCGUCGACCCAUCGCGCGCUCGAUUAUAUCGCCGGUUUUAAUUAGCUGGUGCUACGUCGUUGCCACGAGAUGGGCGCGCGCACAUAAAGAUAUAUCUAUCUUCUGCGUGUGUUUGAUCGAUCUGCCGAGGGAGCGGACGAUAUUUGUUUCCAGAGUGAUCGGUGUAUGCCAAGUAUAAUUUGCUCGUCAUUGCAUUGCUGUGGUUGUGUGGUUAGCGGAAGGGAAAUAAAGCUCACAGCCGAGCUGUUUCCCGGUUCAAAAUGUAAUUCGGUUGAAUUUAUCUUAAUAAGCAAAAUAAAGCUACUUGUUUGUGAUCA